Sorex araneus (European shrew) is the source of this 2135-nucleotide messenger RNA. RefSeq names its product RNA-binding motif protein, X-linked 2-like. Gene Ontology annotation, biological process: mRNA splicing, via spliceosome. The record is from RefSeq and is a predicted model, not a curated record. Gene Ontology annotation, cellular component: precatalytic spliceosome; catalytic step 2 spliceosome; U2 snRNP. The coding region runs from base 105 to 1082 and encodes 325 amino acids. NCBI's taxonomy places the organism in Eukaryota, Metazoa, Chordata, Mammalia, Eulipotyphla, Soricidae. Gene Ontology annotation, molecular function: RNA binding. The transcript is spliced from 6 exons.
GGGAGCUCUAGCCAAUGGGAUUGCCGCGCUGAAGCCGGGCGACGGUUAAACGGCUUUUUCCAGAAGUCGUUGGCUCGGCAUUUGGCGGCGGGAGCCGGCUGAGGAUGAACCCGUUAACGAAAGUGAAGUUGAUCAACGAGCUCAACGAGCGCGAGGUCCAGCUGGGGGUGGCGGAGAAGGUGUCCUGGCACUCCGAGUACAAGGACAGCGCCUGGAUCUUCUUGGGGGGACUUCCUUAUGAAUUGACUGAAGGGGAUGUUAUCUGUGUUUUCUCCCAAUAUGGUGAGAUUGUUAACAUAAAUCUGGUACGGGAUAAGAAGACUGGGAAAUCCAAGGGAUUUGGUUUCCUUUGCUAUGAAGACCAGCGGAGCACAAUUCUGGCUGUUGACAAUUUUAAUGGCAUCAAGAUCAAAGGACGAACUAUUCGAGUGGAUCAUGUGUCUAACUAUCGGGCUCCUAAGGACUCAGAUGAAUUGGAUGAUGUGACCAGAUUGCUUCAAGAGAAAGGCUGUGGGGCUCACACACCUUCAAACAGUUCAGCUGAGGACUCUGAAGAUGACAAACCCACAAAAAAACACAAAAAAGGCAAAAAGGAAAAAAAGAAAACGAAGAAAGACAAGCGGGAAGUACAGCCAGAACCACCUGUCUCCUCUUUAUCACCCAGAAGCAAGAUGAUAAAGGAAAACAGUUCCCCUGACUAUAAAAAAUUCAACAGCAAGAAUUCUGAAAAGAUUCUGAAGUCAGAGUCCAGGGAGGGGCUGAAGCAGUACCACAGCUCCCCUGAGGUCAGGACAACCUACCACUCUGCAGCAGAGCCCCGAGAUAAGGAGUCAAAGAAGGAGAAGCCCAAACAUGAACACAGGUCCUUAAGUAGGAGGGAGGAAAGGGAAGAAAAGAACAGGGAUAGAGACAGAGAUCGAAGCUCAGAUACUCACGUUGGCCGGAACAACGAGCGUUCUGAAUGGCAUGGUCGUAGGAGUAGGAGUAGGAGUAGGAGCAGUGAUAAAUCCCACAGGUAUCAAAGAUCCUGGCACUCCCGGGAUUGGGGAACCCCCACUUCCAGAGACUACAGGCAUCACUGAGCCUGCAGCCGAUUGUGUUGCUUGGUAGAAUUGGACAUGAAAUGGUUGUUCGUGUGUGUGUGUAUGUGUGUGUGUUUUGGGUCCCACCAGGAGGUUCUCAUGACUUCUAGCUCUGUACUCAGGGGUCAAUCCUGGCUUGUGUGUGUGUGUGUGUGUGUGUGUGUGUGUGUGUGUUUUGGGUCCCACCACGAGGUUCUCAUGACUUCUAGCUCUGUACUCAGGGGUCAAUCCUGGCAGGGCUCAGGACCAUACGAGGUUCUGGGGACUGAACAUAGGACAGCUGCCUGUAAGACAGACACCCUGUCCACUGAACUGUGUCUCUGGCCCCAGAAUUGAACUGUUAAAAAAGUAGUUUUUCAAAAGCAAUAACAUUUAUUUCUCUAUUUUGAUAUGUAAAAUCUUUUGAAGCUAAAUUAUUUUAGUCCCUUGUGUAUCAAUCCUUGAGAGAGUUAUAUGUCAUAUAGUCUGAUGUCCUUACUCUUUCGGGGAGGGAGGCAGGUAACACCUAGCAAUACUUAGGGGUUACUUCUGACUGCACUCAGGAAUUACUCUUGGCAGUGCUUGGGGGACCAUAUUGGAUGCCAUAGGAAUUGAACCCCAGUUGGCUAUGUGCAAUUCACACGCCUGACCUAUUUACUCUCUCUCCGUCUCCUGAUGUCCUUGAGUUAAGCGCAGUUUGUUGUCCUUGAGAAUAUAAUUGGUACUAAUCAGAUCAAAUGUGCUAAAUGGGUUCAUAUAUAGACCCAUGAACCUAUAAACCCCCAAGUUAGGAUGAGAAAUGUUAAGAAAUGGGAAAAUAUUAGACAUAUCUAAAAUUUAGUCUGUGUUGGAUGACCUUUCCAGUUGGCAGAUAAAACCAUAGAGAAGUGUGACAUAAGCUGGUUUAAGUAGCAUGAUAUAGUAAUGAAGCUGUUAGUCUGUUCUGUUUAUAUUAAUAGGUUGUGUCUUUUCCUGAACCAUUUUGUUGGUUGAUACAUUUCCACAUGUUUUUCUUGAAGUUUAUUUAAAUUGAGAAAUUCGCACAACAAAAUUCACUUUGUAAAAAAAUUAGCU